AUAAUUUUGCACUUUAAAUUAAUUUUAUCAAAUUUUACUAUUAUUUUUGUAGAUAAAUAAUAAUCAUGUAUAUUAAAUCAACUUAUAUAAAACUUGUAAUUAUCUAAAAGUAAAACUAAAUAGUAUUUAUAAAAUUUGUAGAUAUCAAAAGGAAAUCAAUGGUAUUAGGAUAAAAAUAAUUACAUAUAUAUAUUUUUUUAAAUAGCAUAAAACUUUGAAGAAUAGUUUUAGUAAAAAAAUUGUAUAACUAUUAAAAUAGAAUUAAAUAAUAUUUAAAAUUUUGUAAAAUUUUGUUAUAUUUUAUCAUUAUAUUAUUUAUUUUAUAUUUAAAUAUAUUUAAUUUAAUGAUGAUAUAUAUAAAUUAUUAGCAUAUUCUAAAAAAUUUACCAAAUAUAAAUAAACAUUAAUUAAACGUGAUUGUCCAUAUCACAAUUAAUCAUAAAUCAUGUCAUUAUUAUUAGUGUAACAUGUCAUUUUUUUUAGUGAAAAUGAAUAUAAAAAUGACAUAAAAACAAAAUUUGAAAAACUGCUUUUCAAAUAAUGUCUAGAGGAUUGUGCAUACAUUACAACUUCUUAUAAUUAAUUAAAAUGUAUUUAAUUUAUAUUUAGUAUUUAUCUUAUUUAUUUCUAUUUUUAAUUAAUUUAUGUAUUCAUAAAGUUAAGUGGACAAAUAUUGUUUGUAACAAUUAUUGCGCAGCUGUUUUCAGAAAACAAUUAUUUCGCAGCUGUGACCUAAUUUUUUUAUUGAUCAAAUCUUGUUAGAGAACAUGUUGUGAGGUAUCAUACGUUUUCAGUUCAAAUUUAACUGGCAAUAAGUUAAAGUAUCCAUAUUAUUCAUCUUAAGCUACAAUACAAACUAGAAUAACUUCGUUAGGAAAAAAAAGAAGAAUAUCUUCGUUAAAGCUUUCAGAGAGUUAAAAGUUAAACAAAACAAACAAAAUGAUUGUUAGUUUGUUACAUUGCAUCUUUCUGUGUUAGAACUUUGUUUCUUAUUAAGACAUGGAAAUGUUUUGAAUAAGUAUAUUUUCAGGUGUGCAUAGCUAUUAUAGUCUAUGAUGACUAACAGAUAUGGUAAGAAAAGAAGAUAUGAUAAGAAAGGCACUCAAAGAAAAAUGCCAAACUUUUUAAAUACUUUUUUUUUGUAAAAGUUACAUAAAACUUAAUAAAAACAAAUUUAAUAUACGUAAAAACGGAUAUGAGAUGUGAUGGCACAACACAAAGACAUGAAUGGUUCUCAGAGAAGUAAUAACCCAAAUGGACCACACUUCUCAUGAGUUCUCCUUAAAUGGCUAAAAGAAAAGAUCUCACAUUUUCUACGUUUUUUCCCUCUUUUCUGAUUUUUGUGAUAGUUGAAACCAGCACGAGAAAGACACAACCAAUUAUCUUAUUAUUUUGUUAUCGAAUUAUAUAUUAUGUAGUAUAUUAUUUUGUCUAUACAUAGGAUAAUAGGAGACAUGAAAAUAGUGUAGGGUCCCUUUUAUAGCCAGGCUGCUGAAAAUUCAGACACUUCCGUUGAUAUUGACGUUCAAAUUCUCUACUCUGUGGCCAAUUCUAAUAUAGAUAAGAAAACACAACCUUCAUUGUAUCUGUAGAUGAAAGCUUUUGAGACACUGUGGAGCAAAGGGAAGAAGCAUCUUUAGAGGCAUGUACCUCAGUUCCACCUGGUCCUUGGAUCUCUCUUCACUGCGCAUUUUUUUCUACUUACCAAUACCCAAAUACUCUUAUUUGGAUUUGUAAUGUUUGAAACAUAAAUCACUAUGUAUAUUUCAGUAUAAUUUUCCUCUUCAGUGUGUAGUAGUUACAGAUGAUCCAUUUGCCAUGUACAAAUGCGGGUAGAAACUAAAGUUCAUGUAUAUUAUAUUUGUGUUUUAUACUUGUUCUCACUUCUAAUUCUCAAACUUUGGAUGCUUUGUUUUGUUGCAGAAAAUGCUGAAGACUAUAGGAGUACAGUAAUAGCCUACGUGGGACUUGACACUUGACAAUUUCGAGGCAGCUUUGUCCUCUCCUAACCAAUUUUGAUUUUUGUGUUUUACCACGUGUCAAUUUAUCUAAUGUGCAAACUACCAAAAUCAAAUGGUAUAUAAAUGCAGGAUUUUAUGAUCGAAUUCACAAAAAAAACUAGUGAUUUAUUACACAAAGAACACACAAAUUUCCAUAAUCUAAUCAAAUAAGAAGAUGCAUGAUUGAUAACAAGCUAAAUUCAAGAAAUAUAAACAAAAGUAAUCUCAAAUUCAAUCAAGAAAUAAGUGAAAGAACUAAACUUUCAAUCAAAUGCUAUGGAUGGAACCAUGAGCAAGAUAAUUGAUAGAAGGUAAUCAAAAUUCAAUCUAGGAUGUUCAAACAAAACAAUCAACUAGUCUAUAGGUAUAGAUCUCAUUCAAAUAGAUGAAUCCACUUCUGUGACAAUAAUCCACAUGCUAAUCAUGCAUUAAAAUAUCAACUUCUGUUGGCCUAACACAUUCAAGCAUGCAUAAAUCACAAGUCUACUAACCAUUUAACAUCUCUAACAUUAAUUAAUUUCCAUUGGCUUGAUAUGUAAAAGACAAUAUUAUGUUGGUUCAAGCAUUUCAUCGAAUGCCUUCGGGACAUUAAAUUACUUAAGCUCUAAAUCAACUUGAUCAAAGCUAAUCUAGCAUUAAGAAAACCUAACAAGUAUGAAACAAUGUUAAUCAAGCUAUGAACAACCCAAAUAUCCACCUAAUCACCCUAAUCCAACUAACUCAUGAAUCACAAAGUGUCUACUCACUAAUCUCCAUGAGAAAUCGUAUAUUAAACUCAUAUGAGAUUCAAAGCUAAUCAUGUUAAUUGGGAAGAGAAAGACAAAUAUAAGAUGAAUCAUUUCCUUAAAUGAUCAAAAUGUUCAAGCUUUUGCAAGAUUAGACAAAAUCGUGAGAGAAAAUAAGAUGGUUAAGGUUUUUGCCUUAUAAAGUACUUUAUUUAUAGGCUCUCUAAAACAAGUUGGACCAGCCCAAAUAUCUUGGGUCAAACUAAAUAAAAAAUCAUUUUUUUAGUCGGUAGAGACCUCGCGGAAUCGCUACGAAAAGCUGCUGUGAAUGUCCUAUCUCUAGCAGCUUUGCCAAACCGCUACCAAAACCCGCUACAGACUUCAUUACGUUCAUAGCGACUUCAUCAUCCCGUUGUGAAAAGUCGUUUCUUGCCUUGUACCAAAACUCCACAAACAAUGCCUUCAUCUUCAGUAGCGGCUUUGUUAAGCCACUACCAAAUCCCGGUACGUACACCGUUGAGAUCACAUCGACUACUUCAUCCCAUUAUGUAACCCCGCUAAAGACUUCGUUAUGUUCGUAGCUGCAUCCCUUGCCCGCUACGAAAAGCCGCUACAUGACUUGUAAGUUUUCUUGGACUGUCCUCUAUGUAGCGAUUUCUUUGGGCUGCUGUGACGCCAUGCUGCCAACUUCGUUGUAAUCAUGGCAGGUGGAUAAUCUCUCUGCCAAAAGCUUCUACACACAUGAACUUGAGCUUCACUUUGUCAAGUACUCAUUUCAACCUCUUUAACCUCCAAUGUGUUCCAAACACUUCCAAAACCUUCAAUUGGCAAUUCCAGCACCUAAUAGACAGGCUCGGCUCUGGUCAUGUGCUGGAAGUGCAUUUGCACAGGGUCCAUUUCAUUUUUUGGCUUUUAUAAGCUUAGAGUAGAGUCUAUGUAAAAAAAAAAAUUGUAUGAAAAAUGGGUCUCAAAGUUUUUAUAGUACAUGCCCCAUUUUAUGUUAGAGACUCAUGCAUGACAAUGCAACCUAAAUGUGUCUAAAUGCCACUUUAAAUUAUAAAUAUAUACAUUAAAUGAUAAUUAAAAUCAUGUAAAUCUAAAAGAUAUCAACAAACACAGAAGAUGGAACAAGAACCAGAACUGAAAUGAAUCUCUUCAGCUACCACACAACCUGAAGAAGCUGCACAAAAUGACACAUAAAAUAAAGCUAACUAUCAUAAGCAGAUAAAACUGUGAAUAUAGUAGAAUACCUGACAAAAGUCACUCUUUGUUUAGUACUUUAGGUACUUCUAAAUACAACUCAUCAAAGCUUGGUAUUGAAGCUCUUAUGCUAUCACUGUAUAAGGAACAUCAAAACAUUUGUAGAUGACUUCCGUCUUAAAAUCAUAAUCAAUUCUACUAUAUUCUAGAUGGAGAAAAACUGCAUGAAGAUCAAACCUGUUCUCAAAUGUUUCUGGAGCAUCCUCACGCAAGUUUCCGCCGUCCAUCUCUACAAGUUUUUUUUUUGAAAGAUCGGUAAGGAUCAAGACAAUGUAAUGAUGAGGUAUAUUUCCACUUGCCAAACGAAUCAGGAUUGAUAAGUAGACCUCUUACUAAAGUAAAAACCAAUAUGCCUCGAUCCUAAGAUUUUACCAAGAGAAUGUGCUUAGACCACAAAGACUCAAGGCCCUAAUCUCCAAUCAACUUUGUUUAUAAAGAUCUGUCCACAUGCGUCUUCUCGAAUUAGCAUCAAACUCAUUAUUCACGAGAUGGAUGCAACAGAUCUUACUUACAAGUUAGCUAUAAUACACUCUUUAUUCCCCAAAGUUUCUAUCUUUCAUGAAUGUUUCAUAUGAUGAUAUGAGCAAAACAUUACGACCACAAAAAUAAAACAGCAGAAAAAUACAAACAUACAAAAUACCAAAACAAAGAAGAAAGUUGUGUACUUCCUCAGCUUCUAAUAAGUUUAUAUCAGUGUACUUUUAGUGUAGCUUCUAAUUAGUUUUCAUAUUUUGAUGUUUAGGUUGACAUAUAAUUACUAGACCCUUACAUGUUCAUAUUGAUGGACAGCCUGAUCGUUUGAUGUGUUAUUUGGGGAGUUGGGACCAUACAAUCUCUAGCAAUCCAUUCACAAUCCUGACGAACAGAUUUUAGGUUGCGACUUUAUAUAGGAUAACGUAAAAAUUACCAAAACAUAAAAUAAAAGAACGUUGCCAUGCAUGCGGCCUUAGGAAUUAGGAUGACGAUGCCAACAUGCAUGACAUUGGUUCUCACACGAUAUCUCUGUAGAAGAACCAUUGUUCUACAGCCAUUGUAUAUUUUUAAUAGUACGAGAAAAUGAUUUUUUAAUGUUUGACUUAAUUAAAUUGGGAAUCUAACUAAUCAAAAGAUUGGAAUCCUACAAGAUUACACAUCAUGUGUCUCUCUAAUUGAGUAGCGGGGUAGUCUAUGAAAAUAAAAUAACGCCGACUUGUUUAUUUUGUUGACAUUACAUCUCACAAACGGGUGCAAUCCACCGGGCCAGAAGAAUCUAGUCUACUUAUUAUAUUUUGGAGGCAAUUUGGCACCAACGGUUAAUAUAAACCGGCAUUAACCUAAGCGGUGAUAUACCGUCUUAGCCAUAAUAUAUGUAUUCACCAAGCUGGUAUAUAUGUUCAUACAUAGAUACUAUAGUUAUGAAAAGGAGACCAACUAGUUCAUUAGUCAUUACUAUAUAUAAAAAUAAAUUAUACAGUUGUUGAAUAAAAAGGAUAUGAGAGUUGACGAAGUUAUAUCGUUUGAUAUGUCCAAAAGGCCAGGAGAGACCGUCCUAAUUAGAAAUUUAGAACUUACAAAGUACACUUCAUUCUGUUUUACAAAUUCAAAAAUUACAAAUAUCAUUUUAAUUCACUUAAACUUUGUAUAUGUAUACUAUUGUAAUACAACAGUGAAGAACAGGAAUUUAUUAAUAUUGUUAGCAAUCUUUCUUUGUUCGCAUAUUGAGAUGCAUGACGUUUAGUCGUUUAACUUGCUGGCAAUGACAAAGAACAGGAAUCACAUCGGUAAAUUUCAUUGAUAACUUGAAACUCCUAUUAAUAUUCUCGAAUAAACCAAUUAGUAGUUUAACCAAGAUACUAAUCACACGUAACGCCACAGCACCGUGUGUCCUUUCAGUAGAAUAUUGGGAUGGUCCAAGUUGAUAUUUUUAACUAAAUAAGUUAACACAUUUUCUUGUUUAGUUAAUAACGUUACGUAUCGUAAUUUACUCUGUCCAUAAUUUUGAGUAUGAGUGUAAUCUCUUUUUGCCCACAUGGUCGGCUCAUUUUAGCUAUUUGAUUCUAAUUGACGGCAGUUAUUUAUAAAUCGUCUAUAGAAACUACUAGUCACUUUGGUAUUGAUAACUAUGUUUUUUUUGGUUAAAAAAAACUAUUUUGGGUAAACUUUUAAUAGUGACUAUACCUCUACCGCAAGCGGUGUUCCAAAUAAAAAAAAAGUCUUUUACAAUUUUUUUGGAAAGUUAUAGUACUACCACGUUGACAGAAAAUCGAAUAUGUGACCUCUGUCAGUCGUCUGUGAGAAUGGAGACCAUUGAGAUCCAUGGCUUUCUCAAAUUGAUAACUAUGUUUGUAUUUAUAUAUACACAUAUAUAGUAUAGAAGGUGUGAUCAAAAAUAAAACGUGAAAAUAACAUGAAUGAAAAAUACAUUUUUACGUUACUUCAUGUUUAUAUAUGAAAAUAUUGUAUAUUGACAUGUUAAAUGUUAUGCAACCUCUGAAAUAACGAAGUAUGAUUCUAUAAAUACUUAACUAGUUUUAGAUAUUAAUCAAAUAUAUCUGAUUGUUGUUAAGUUUUACCCAAAAAUGCCAUCAAUAAAAAAAUAAAGCUCGACCCCGUCAGAAUUGAAUCCUUCAUCCUAAAUGCUAAAGAUACAAGUCAUCGAGAUAAAUAUAUAAUCCAUAUAAUAUAAUCAAUAACUAUAUAUUUAUAUACUGCCGAUUAAGAAUCACAAAAGGCUAUAUAAAUGGGUAUAUGCAUACGCAAAAUCGUGUAUCAAACUCUUUCAUUUGUUUGAUCUCCUCUCAUUUCACACAUAUACAGAAUCUACAAAAUGGGAUUUUGUUUCUGUUUAUCCUCAGGAGGAUCAACAGAUCGAAACCAGAUUUAUGAGAUAAAAGAUUAUGGACAAGAAAAUGCAGUUUUACACUCUGAACAACACGAUGUUCAUCAAGGCUUUGGCUCUGUCUCUUCUUUAGCUGGAGGAAAGGGCUACAAUCAAGAUGCUGCCGUUCUCCACCUGGGAUAUGGAACAGAAGAAGGAGCAUUGUGUGGAGUGUUUGAUGGUCAUGGUGAGAAGGGUGAAUUGGUGAGCAAGAUAGUAAGAAACCAAUUGCCAUCUUUAUUGUUAGGUCAUAUGAAUAACCAUUCAGGGACUCGAGACUGGAAACUCAUUUGUGAAACUACGUUUUUGUUGAUGGACAAAAGAAUUCUUAAACUCAAAAAUACCCUUGAUUGCUCUUCCUCCGGAACUACUGCUGUUCUCGCCGUUACACACGGAAAUCAAGUGAUGGUGGCAAAUCUAGGAGAUUCAAGGGCUGUGAUGAUUGGAGCAAGUGAGAAUGGAGAAAUCAAGGUGGUUCAAUUAACCACAGACCUGAAGCCAAGUGUCCCUAGCGAAGCCGAGAGAAUAAAAAAACGCAACGGAAGGGUCUUGGCAUUAGAGUCAGAGCCACAUAUUCAAAGAGUAUGGCUUCCACAUGAAAACCGGCCCGGUCUAGCCAUGUCUAGGGCUUUGGGUGAUUUCGCUCUUAAAAGCUAUGGUGUCAUUGCGACUCCUCAAGUCUCUACGCAUCAAAUCACUUCUCGCGACCAGUUUUUGCUCCUUGCUUCCGAUGGGGUGUGGGAUGUACUUAGUAACGAAGAAGUGGCUGUGGUGGUGAUGAAGUCAGAGAAUGAGGCAGGAGCGGCCAACGCCGUGACAGAGGCGGCGGCUAAUGCAUGGAGAGAGAAAUAUCCGACGGUUAAGGUUGAUGAUAUCUCUGUCGUAUGUCUCUUUCUCAACAAGAGGCUACAUCCUCAGCCACGUAUGUAAUCAAACAAACCAGCUAGCGAAAAACAAACAAAUAACGACUAAUUAAAGAGGGAUGCCACGAUUGCAUACUUAGACUUCUGUGUUUUGCCUGUUAGUGUGAAUGUAUGUGUGUAUAUAUAUAAUAUUUGUAUGUUAAGUCGUGUGAUUAUUCAUUAGAAAAUAAAUGAAAGAAGAUGUUAGAAAUGGUGUGUGUCGUGGGAUAAACGUAACGAGGACUUUGACAUUUUGGACAGACGUCAUAGGAAUCUACGUAUUUGGAGCUUACCGGAAUAAUUCAAAUGUGCUUCAGUGCUUCCAGACUCUUAUGUCACUGCUGUAUAAAUUAAUGAUAACAUUUAACGAAGAUAUUUUUGUAGCAGAAACAGCUGAAGAACAUAAACUGAGUUUCAGAACAUGAAUACUUUAUUAGACAUUGAGUAAAUGAUCUUGUCAUGAGAGAUUGUAGUAACACUAUCCACUAUAUAUUGAGAUCAAAGACUACACUAAGCUUGGAGUUCUUGGCUCAGACAAACUGUUGUUUAUCAUGCUGUCAGUUUGUGAAAUUCAGCCGCCUUAAACUGAUUACUCUUCACGUACUUAAGAAUGCAUUUCUCAAAUAUUCGGACUGGAAUGUAUGUUUGUUUUGCUGUUUUAAUGAUGUGAAUAAUUGUGUCUAUGCUCUCUUGUUGUCUCUCUUUUUUUCUACACCAAUCCACAGUAUACAAAAAAAGCACAUGUCACCAACGACGAAUUGACCUAUUAGCUAAAACUCUAAAACAUCUAGUUGGGAUCUAAGAAGUUGCAAGUUUGAUUCUUGUUGAGAGGUGUUUACUUUCCUAAAGAAAUAAUUUAACAUGAAUUGGUCUCUGUACUAGAGAUGCAAGCUUUCGGAUCCAAAACUUCCACACAUUAAGACAAAAUCAGUGUUUCUAAAACCGGAUUGGCCUGUCAAAUCAUGACUUGCUUAUCUAGUCGGUUUCAGAUUGUAUUAAUAACCAGAUAUGUAAUUAAACCAGUAACCCGAUUUAAUAUCAAAACCUGGGUUUUUUUUAAAUUAAGUGAAAAAUAAAACAAAAAUCAAAUUUAAAUAAUUUUAUAUGAAAUCAUGAUAAUUUGGAUAAUUGCCUACUUAAAAUUAGUCAUAAUAUUUUAUAUUAUUAAUAUAAUUAUGAUAUUGAUAAAACAAAACUUAUAUAAAUUAAUAUCUAAUUUUAUAUUUAUGCUUAAUUAUUUAAAAUCUGGUUAAACCAGUUGGACCGGUUCGACCAUUGACUCAGUCACAAUGCAGAGUCAUGCCAUUGGCAAAACAACGUUCAACAUAAGGAAUGCUAUGAGCUUGUGUGUUGUAGAACAAUGGACUGGCGCGGGUUUAAAAACGAUCACCGAUCGAAAUGGAUGGAUUGAGAUUAUAAAGUAUCACCAUGUUGUAGAGUAGUGGACUACGUGAGACUUGAUAAUGUAGAGCAAGCUUUGCUCUCUCCUAACCAAUUUUUAUUUUUUUUAAAGAAAACAAACAGAUGGUGGAACAAUAACCGGAGCUGAGAAUAAAUAUCUUCAGCCACACCCGAAGAAGCUG
Molecule: messenger RNA, 9327 nt
Organism: Brassica rapa (field mustard)
Lineage: Eukaryota; Viridiplantae; Streptophyta; Magnoliopsida; Brassicales; Brassicaceae
Product: probable protein phosphatase 2C 61
Biological process (GO): protein dephosphorylation
Molecular function (GO): protein serine/threonine phosphatase activity
Source: RefSeq, a predicted model, not a curated record